ACCAUGCUAGGGCUCAACCACACCUCCACAUCUGUCUUCAUCCUCAUCGGCUUCUCCGACUUCCCCCACCUCCGGCUGCUGUUCUUCCUCUUGUUCCUGCUCAUGUACCUGUUCACGUUGCUGGGGAACCUGCUCAUCAUGGCCACCAUCCGGAGCGAGCGCAGCCUCCACACGCCCAUGUACCUCUUCCUGUGCGCCCUCUCCAUCUCCGAGAUCCUCUACACCUUCGCCAUCAUCCCCCGCAUGCUGGCCGACCUGCUCUCCACCCACCGCUCCAUUGCCCGGGCGGCCUGUGCCAGCCAGAUGUUCUUCUCCUUCACAUUUGGCUUCACCCACUCCUUCCUGCUCACCGUCAUGGGCUAUGACCGCUAUGUGGCCAUCUGCCACCCGCUGCGUUACAACGUGCUCAUGAGCCCCGGUGUCUGUGCCUGCCUGGUGGCCUGGUCUUGGGCGGGUGGCUCAGUCAUGGGGCUGGUGGUGACAGCGGCAAUUUUCCACCUCACCUUCUGUGGACCCAAUGAGGUCCACCAUUUUUUCUGCCAUGUGCCACCUCUUGUGAAGUUGGCCUGUGGGGACAAUGUCUCCACUGUGGCCCUAGGCGUGGGCCUGGUGUGCAUCACGGCCCUGCUGGGCUGCUGUCUCCUCAUCCUCCUCUCCUACGCCUCCAUUGUGGCCACCAUCUUGCGGAUCCCCUCAGCUGAAGGCCGGCACAAGGCCUUCUCCACAUGCGUGUCCCACCUCACCGUGGUGGUCGUGCACUACGGCUUUGCCUCUGUCAUCUACCUCAAGCCUAAGGGUCCCCAGUCCCUGGAAGGAGACACCCUGAUGGGCGUCACCUAUACCAUCGUCACACCCUUCCUCAGUCCCAUCAUCUUCAGCCUCAGGAACAAGGAGCUGAAGAACGCCAUGAAGAAGACCUUCCUCAGCAAGCUCUUUCUCUAG
Rhinolophus ferrumequinum (greater horseshoe bat) is the source of this 942-nucleotide messenger RNA. Its product is annotated as olfactory receptor 10H1-like. Bases 4 to 942 code for a protein of 312 amino acids. The record is from RefSeq and is a predicted model, not a curated record. The transcript has a single exon. Gene Ontology annotation, biological process: G protein-coupled receptor signaling pathway. NCBI's taxonomy places the organism in Eukaryota, Metazoa, Chordata, Mammalia, Chiroptera, Rhinolophidae. Gene Ontology annotation, molecular function: G protein-coupled receptor activity; olfactory receptor activity. Gene Ontology annotation, cellular component: membrane.